UUCCACAUUUGGUGCUGACCACCUCACCCAAACUCGGAAGCUGAUAUUUGGUGUAUAGACUGCAGUGCGACCGAGAAUUUGUUUUCCCGGCUGUUUGUGGGCUCAUUCGCGCGUUCGUACUAUGGGACCUAAUGAAGCCAUUGUGUUUCAAAUACCCAGAUCCCGGCCCCCCGAGUAUAACUGUCCUACGUGGAUGCAUAGCUAGGCUGGUACCCAACGAUCGACAAGAUCGAAUGGUGGAUUCUCAAUGUACAGUACGAUUCCCAGGGCUGAGGUGGUGACAGGCCGUUCCCGUCCCUCGUGGCGACAGCUAAAGGUAGGGAUGCACAAAGCCGGGAGGUGUGCGACCGACUUGGACCCGCGAUGAUGGCUGUGGGGGUCCUGGACCUGGGACAACGUACAUGCGGGCAGGCCCCGUAUGCCUGCAGUAUUGUUGAUCGUCAUGUUGUAUGGUAUAAUAGCUUGAGAGUCUCCCAUCCACAUGCAUGGCUGUUGCUGGGUGUUGUCAAUUCCUGGAAAGUGAUCAGCGUGCCAGCCUACUAAAUUUCCCGGUGCCAGACCUAUACCUCAGCAAACCAAACAAUGUUUGGAACAUUAAACGUAGCGCAUGAUGUUCGGCAACAGACACCGUUAAAGUUUGUGGAGAACAAAGAUCUAUCAUCGGCACUGAGCCGAAACAGUCGAGAGAAACCUCAUAUCUCCUGCGAGUUUUGCAGGUCGAGAAAAGUUCGAUGCAGUGGUCAGCCCUCGGGUUGUAAUCGAUGCCAGGCUGUAGGAACCCAAUGCAGGUACCCUCCGCGUGAGCCACGACGGAAGAACCGAGCCGGAACUGGCGGUGACAACACUGGCACCAGCACCCAGUCCCAAAAGUCAAAGUCAGAUUCAAAGCCGUCGAAUGAGCAGGAUCAGGGUCUAAAGUUCAGCAAACGUGGAACAUCUGAAGAGGGAGACGGGUCAGCGCCAGGAGUCGACCCGCAACUUUUGGAUCAAGAGAUGAAGAGUAAUAGUUACUGGUACCAAGAGUUUGGCGGUCAUGGUCUGGCUACUCCCAUCUCACUGCACUCUGGUGAAGAACAAGGCAGUAAUGACAGACUGGACGACUGGUUGGACACCAACGGCAUUUUGGAGUCAGAGUUUCCCUCGAUCCCGGGAAGGGUGGACGAUUUCCACCAUUUCAAUACCGACAUGCUGAACUUUGGCACUGUGGAUAGUGGGAAUGACAAUUAUUUCGAUGCCCUCAAACAAUCAGCACCUACAACUCCGGCUCUUGUGAACUUCCCGGAUCACAUGGUCCUGUUCGAGGCCUCGGCCUCAAUUCCUGAAAGAAAUCCAUCCAACAAGAAUGCUUCCAACCACCAGGAAACGCUCAGGCAUCUAUCACCAUUGUCAUCAUGCCCAUCGAGCCACAAUCCUGCCACCCCACUGACUGCCGAAGAUACACAGAUGGCGAAUAUGGCCGAGUUAUCCGCGACGAGCGGCUCGUGUGGUUGUCUCCAGCUCGCAGCAUGUCUCCUUGAGGAGCUGGGUACAAAAGCGGCAGCAGGAGACCGUGACCGUGUUCGGAUGGAUGUCUUGUUGGGCGACUUCCGCGAUGCACUCACACAAUGCACUGACAUUCUUGAUUGCGAGCGCUGUGUUGAGGCACGGGAAAUCAACAUGCUCUUGGCCAUGUCUGCAAAAUACACGAGCACAAUGUGCCAACGAUUGGCAGUAUGUUAUGCAGACCUCAAGCGAGCCCGGGGCUCGGAGAAAGAUGGUGGGGGAGUGGCGGACUUGAGGUUCUCGACGUACCAGAUCGAAAGUCUCAAGGAGCAAGUCGAGGUGCUUGGCUGUCUUGUGAUGGUCCAGAUAGACGACUUUGCGCAGAUAAUCGCGAGGUUGAAGACACGCCCGGGCAUUCGGAAGGGACACUUGACGCUGCUGGCGGAGGCGAGGAACAAGGUCAACGCCUUGCAGGUCUUGUUGCGUGGAAGACAGGAUAGUUCGUUUGUGAACAGUGUAAAUAAUAGGUAUUAGAGCAGAUACCUAUCAACGACGCGGUCUUGCUG
Podospora pseudopauciseta is the source of this 2048-nucleotide messenger RNA. RefSeq lists its product as uncharacterized. The transcript is spliced from 4 exons. The coding region runs from base 583 to 2016 and encodes 477 amino acids. Gene Ontology annotation, biological process: regulation of DNA-templated transcription. Gene Ontology annotation, molecular function: zinc ion binding; DNA-binding transcription factor activity, RNA polymerase II-specific. The record is from RefSeq and is a predicted model, not a curated record. Lineage: Eukaryota; Fungi; Ascomycota; Sordariomycetes; Sordariales; Podosporaceae.